Messenger RNA from Theileria equi strain WA, 871 nucleotides. RefSeq names its product 60S ribosomal protein L7, putative. Gene Ontology annotation, biological process: maturation of LSU-rRNA from tricistronic rRNA transcript (SSU-rRNA, 5.8S rRNA, LSU-rRNA). The transcript is spliced from 3 exons. The record is from RefSeq and is a predicted model, not a curated record. The coding region runs from base 70 to 846 and encodes 258 amino acids. Gene Ontology annotation, molecular function: RNA binding; structural constituent of ribosome. NCBI's taxonomy places the organism in Eukaryota, Apicomplexa, Aconoidasida, Piroplasmida, Theileriidae. Gene Ontology annotation, cellular component: cytosolic large ribosomal subunit.
UUUUAUUUGUUAGAACUCUGUAAGGGUAUUUAUAUUAUUAUUGAGAUUUAUAUCGUCAUUUUAAUUACCAUGGAGAGCCGUUUUAUUAUCAAGAGCUUUCAUGGCCUAAAGAAGGAGUCCGUCAACGAGGGCCUCCGUAAGAAGAUGGAGCACAAUGCCAAGCUCCGCGCUUUGGAGGCAAAGGAGUUGGCACGCUUGCGUGAGUUGAAGCAUAAAAGGCAUGUUGCCUUGAAGCAGAGAGCUCUCAAGUAUGCAGAGGAAUACUUGCAACAGGAAAAGGAACUUGUUGAGUUGAGACGUAAGGCAAAGGCCGAGGGCUCAUUCUACAAGGAGCCAGAAGCCAAGGUUGUCUUUGUUGUCAGAAUAAAGGGUAUCAACAAGCUUACCCCAAAGCCAAAGCUUAUUUUGAGACUCUUCCGUCUCUUGCAGCUUCACAAUGGUGUCUUCAUCAAGAUGAACAAGGCCACCAGCGAAAUGCUCAAGCUUAUCAACCCAUAUGUCACAUAUGGAUAUCCUUCACUAGGAACCAUUAGGAAGUUGUUAUACAAGAGAGGAUACGCCAAAAUCGGUCGCCCUGGAGCUCGCCAAAGAGUCAGAUUGAACAGCGAUGAUUUGAUCAGCGAGCAUUUGGGAGAGUUUGGCAUUCAUGGUGUUGAGGAUUUGGUACACGAGAUCUAUACCUGUGGACCUCACUUUAAGGAGGCUACCAAUUUCUUGUGGCCAUUCAAGCUCAGCUCACCACGCAAGGGAUUUGUUGCCAAGAGACAUGGCUUCUCAGAGACCAGAGGGGGUGAUGCCGGAAACCGUGAGGAACUCAUCAACAAAUUGUUGGUUCGCAUGAUUUAAAUCACACUAUAAUUUCUACUUUAUA